CUCGUGCGCGACGCAUGCCGCUUGACAUGCAUCAGCGGCGCGCUCCCCACACCAGAGAGGGCGCGCCCGUAGACGUUGCUUCUCAGGCUUCAAGAUGGCGGAAGCCCUGACAACUCAAGAGGAGGUGGCGGUGGAGGAGUUCCUGGCCGAGCUGAGGUGUCUGGAACAGUCUCAAAAUGCAGAUCUUGUCAGUCAGAUCACAGCGGUUAAGUUUCUUAUGGCACGAAAGUUUGAUGUCUCCAGAGCCAUAGACCUCUUCCAGGCUUACAAGAACACCAGAAUAAAGGAGGGCAUCUACAAUAUUAACCCAAAUGAGGAGCCUUUAAGGAGCGAGUUACUAAGUGGGAAGUUCACAGUUUUGCCGGGUCGUGAUGCUAAAGGUGCAGCUUUAGCGCUAUUUACAGCGCGCCUCCAUCGACCGGAACUCACUACCCAUAAGGCUGUUCUUCAGGCCAUUAUAUAUCAGCUGGACAAGGCCAUUGAGAGUGUUCAGACACAGAGAGAUGGGCUUAUUUUCAUCUAUGAUAUGACAAACUCUACAUAUGCCAACUUUGACUAUGAGCUUUGCGUCAAGAUUUUGAAUCUGCUUAAAGGGGCUUUCCCUGCUCGGUUGAAAUGUGUCUUCAUUGUGUCAUCUCCGCUGUGGUUCAGAGCACCUUUUGCAGUACUGCGUCUGUUUGUGAGGGAAAAACUGAGAGAGAGGGUGUGCACCGUAAAAGCACACGAACUGGUCAAUCACAUCCCUGUCAGCUCCCUUCCAGAACAUUUAGGUGGCUCGUCACAGUACAGUCACAUUGCCUGGAUCCAGUCCUGCGUCAACUCCAGCACCAACAACCCCAAUAACUCUUCCUAUGUCACUGCCGAUUGCUUGGGCAGCUUGCUUCGCUCUUACUCCAUGGAACACGGCCAGAACACCGAGCACCUAACUGCCAACACUUCAGCCCACACAGGCGCCACCCUCCUGGGGGACGGACUGAACUCCAACUGCCCCAUUUUGGAUGAUGGGAAUGCCAACGUGCAGAAUCACAGGACAGUGGGGCAUGAACAUUGGAACGGCUCUAUACUGCCAGGUUCAGGGGGUGUCACAGGGUCAAAUGCCAAUGUUGUAAAUGGGCGUGGUCGCCAGCCACCCCCACAGUCAGAAACGCCCCCAGAUACGCCCCUGCAUCAAAAACACACAGCUGGUGCUAUAGUAGGAGGAGGAGCAGCUACAAUUACAGAAGGAGUGGUGACAUCCCUGAACAUUAGUAGACAGGAUGGCAAUGGUGCUGAGGACAGCCAACAGGAUGUUGAGUUUCUAGAAGAUGAAGUGGAUGCUGAUGGUGUUCCACCUCUCCCACUGAAAUCAAGGCCGCCCCUCCAUCACAGCCCAGUGCCAGAUAUGAGCUGGUUGCCGGGAACAACAGAAACGGCAGUGUUGUCAGUGCACAUAGCUGAGCCAGGAGGAAUGAGCUUGCAGGAUCUAGUGCAGCAUGUAAAGCGCAAAAAGAAGAAAGGCAUUUACCAGGAAUAUGAGGAGAUUCGCAAAGAGCCUCCUGCUGGGACAUUUGACUACUCCAAGAAACCCUCCAACCAGAUAAAGAAUCGCUACAGUGAUGUCCUUUGCCUAGACCAGUCACGAGUUCGACUCUGUCCGCUUGAUGAUGAGGACGAUGAGACCUCUGACUACAUCAAUGCAAGUUUCAUGGAUGGUUACAAGAGAACUAAUGCUUACAUCGCUACUCAGGGGCCUUUGCCAAAAACAUUUGGGGACUUUUGGCGAAUGGUGUGGGAGCAAAUGGUUUUAAUCAUUGUUAUGACUACAAGAGUUGUAGAGCGAGGCCGAGUAAAAUGUGGACAAUACUGGCCUUUAGAAGUUGGCCGCACUGAAGAUUAUGGGUACUUUUUGGUGAGAAAUGUCCAUAUUGAGAUGUUUCAAGAUUUUAAGCUGUCACACCUGGAGCUCUUCAACACUCAGACAGGAGAAUGUCGAGAACUAUCUCAUUAUCUCUACGUAAGUUGGCCAGAUUUUGGUGUUCCAAAGUCCGCAUCAGCCAUGUUGGAUUUCCGGGCACACGUGAAGCAGAGACAAGAGACUGCGUUACAAAGACUGUAUCCUGAUUGGACGGGACCACCAGGUGGCCCCCCAGUUGUGGUACACUGCAGUGCAGGCAUUGGUAGAACAGGGACGUUCUGUACUUUAGACAUUUGUCUUUCCCGUCUGGAGGACAUUGGGACAGUGGACGUUAAGCAGACGGUGCGUAGGAUGCGGACGCAGCGUGCUUUCAGCAUCCAGACGUGGGACCAGUACUACUUCUGCUACAAAGCAGUGAUCGAGUACGCCCAACAGAGCGGCCUACUGCAGCCCGUGGAGUGGUCCGAUACAGAGCUGGAAACUGACAGCGAGUGAAUCGGAAAUAACAAAACUCAGGCGAGAGGGAGUGCGAAACACAAAAGGAAAAGAUGUCUUUUUUUCCUCUCUCCUGACCACAGGUAGACUCCAGCGCCUCCUCGAUCAUUCUUUUCUGGUGAGGAGAUAAAGAAGCGGGUUAUUUUUCCUGCCACUUUUCAAGCCAGAGAUUACAGACAGUGGCUUGGUGUACGAGUUGUAGCAUUUUUUUUGUUUGUUUGUUUGUUUGUUUUUAUAAAGACUGACUUGCACAUGUGGAAUGACAAACUUGAAAAAUCCAGUUAAUCGUAUUACCUGAUCUUUUUUGUUACCUGCUCAAAGUAUUAACUCAUCAUGGGUGUAAUUGACGCAAAACUUGAAAUUGUUUUUCCGUCACAUUUGAGAAGCAUAAUGUGUGUUUUUGAACAGGUUCCAACAGUUGGUUUUCAUUAUUUGCGUUCUUCAUCGUUAAACUAACCUUCAAGCCAAAGGUAUGGUGUCGAAUGCUUGGAUGUAUCCGUAAGAUCGUCGUGACUUAAACCCGUGUAUAUUAUGUAACAUACAUUUAUAUGUUGUGCAUAACAGCCUUUGAAAAGCCUUGUUUUAAUAUAAAUACUCAACUUUUUUCAAAUGUAUGUGUAUCUAUAUAUAAAAAUAUAUAUAUUAUAAAGAAUAUAUGUAUAAGUGUAUGUUGGGCUAGAACAAUAUGAGAAGAGGUGAAAAACUAUGCUAUAUAUAUAUAUAUAUAGUAUAUCUUGGUGACUGUUCUGGUCCUGCCGUUUUUAUUUGGAUCUGCUCUCUUUCCACGAUCUUCAACUAGCCUUAAUGCAGGGCUUCCGUUCACAAGGAAUCUGAGCAAACAAAAAACCCAGUGCUCUACUAAAGAGUGAUGUGAACUGAAGGUCUGUAUCAAUUUGGUUUGGAGUCUGCUGUAACUGUUAACAAUUUGAGAUUUUCUGUGAAUGCUGCCCAGUAACCUUCAGUCACUGCCUUGCUCCCUCUAAAGUAUGAACUUUGACUCAACUCGUUUCCUAUUUUUUUGUUUGUAAUUUCUUUCCACUACAAGCCUGCCCUAAGUUGAAGUAUCCCGACUGAAGUAAUUGUUUUUUUUAUUGGUUAAAGCCACAAUAUGUAAGAUUUUAGAUUAUAACCUCUAGAGGUCAUUAUUUUACAAUAACAAAGGUGAAGCUUAAUGACUUGAUAAAGGAUUGUGGAAUGAUGGAAGAUGUAUGGAAUUUGCUCAGCAUGUUCAUGGAUGAGGUAAUGAGUUGUAAUUGCAUAGUUUCUACAACCGAGAACUGAGGAUAAUAAGUAACUAAAAGUGUGACAAUUACAAGGGAAAAGCCAUUAUUUAAAAUGGGAAUUUACGCAUCCUUAAAGGAACAGUAUGUAGGAUUGUGGCCAAACCUGGUACUGCAAUCAAAAAACCUGUGGCUAAAACUGGUACUGCAGUCACACAACUGGUGGCCAAUACACACCAUGACAACAUAAACAUCAGUUGAGGGCUGCAACUCCACUUUUUAAAUGACAAUAUCCUGGCCGGACCACUGUUGUCAGUGAUAUAAGUAUUUGAAAUGAAAAUGAUUUCUUAAUGUCUAGUGACGUAUCAGAGCCAUUUUAUGAUUCAUUUAUAUACAUUUCUUACAUACUGUUCCUUUAAGUACACAACUCCAUGAAAUAUAUCACACUGUGCAAGUGGUUUAUUACAAAAUCUUACAUAUUGUGGCUUUAUUGUAACUUGGGGUCUGUGCAUUGUGUGGACUCUUGGGGUCUAAAAAGCCUCAGUUUUGUGCCUUCAAGCUUACUGUAGCUUAAUGUGUUGUUUCAGGAAAGGGGCAGAACAACUGGUCUAGCGUACAUAUAGGGAAUUCGUUUUUUUAUCUCAGGGUAUACUUGGUGUUUUCCUGGUCUCAAAACCUCUGCAUCUGCCUCUGGUAAAUAUCGUUUCCAAAAAACAAACAAAAGACAAAAAAAAGUAUACAAAGUUUAUUUUGACUUUUAUACAGCAUCCUGUAUUAUAUUCUGUUUUUAUUUAUGUCUUUGUAAAACUUCAGCAGUAUUGUAAUUUGAAUGUUGGUACGACAAAAAUGAACAGACAAACUAUUUUAAACUGAUAAGCUAAGGAAAUCAAACAACAAAACACAAAUGACUGAUCCGUUUUUUUUUUCACAUUUGUUUAUUGUGGAUUUAUGUUACUCAAUGUUGUGUUUUGGGAGAUAAAGUCUGUUAUUUUUCCAGAUGCUUGUAGCAGACCCUUUUGAAUACUCUGUGGACUGUUAAAUGGUAGAGAUUAAUCGCAGCAAAACGGAUGGCUGCCAAUAACCGUUUUUACAUAUAUUUGCCAAUCAACAGAAUGGGGAUGUACACAAAACCAAAAAAUGUAUAUUAACUCGAAUGUUAUGAUAAGAUUAAAUCAACUCAAGUCUUGGGAGACUUCGGAAUGCUUUCUCGUUUAAUAUCAAUGCUUGUAUGUUGACAAAUGGUCGUGAAUGUGUGAAAGUGUCCACUCACCUAAUGUUUACUUGUUGACUGACUUUAUCAAAUGCAGGAUAGAGCUCGAAACAUGACUGUUUUCGGAGCUGACUUCUGCUUGAAUGAGACUAAGUGGAAGACAAACUCUUCCGCUAUGAUUUAUUAAAGGCAGUCGGGAAUGCAAUGUGUUUUUACUUGUUUUACUUUCUUUUGGUGCCCAAAGUUCUUGUGAUUGAGUAAUGGCUUUUUUACCUGACAUCUGCAGUAGUGGCGUAGUAGUAAACAUGAAUAUUAUGAAUGAAACUGAGCAUGUCUUUGUGUGUUGAAUGCGUUGAUGUAUAUGAUAUCUGUGUGUUUUAAGAAAAAAAAGUUUCUUCAGAGUUUUGUACAAAUUGGAGUAUUUUUUUCUAAGUAGCUUUUUCCUCAAUAAAAUCUUCAUUUUUUUCCCUCGUGCUAGUUAGAAACCAUGGGAGUGAUGUAAAUGCACAGCAAUAAAACCUUAAUAUUUACAGUAUGUGAAAAAAUUAAAAUUGAAUAUGAAGCCGUGGUGAUAGUUUCUUGUGAAAAGUGAAUUACUGUAGAUAACUGUCAAAAUGUGUUGUUUAACACAAGUUGUAUGUGUGUAUAAUUACUAAUAGGACGUCAUUGCCUGCUGUUUCAAAUUGUAUAAUACUUAAAAUAGUUAUGUUCCUAUUUUUAAUGGUAACACGUUACAAUAAGGUUGUGUUAGUUAACAUUAGUAGCCUCUAAAUGCAUUACCUAACAUGAACAAACAAUUUUCAACAUAUAUUAAUUCUUGUUAAUGUUAGUUCAUUUCAAUAAAGUUAUUUAAUAUGUUA
Messenger RNA from Paramisgurnus dabryanus, 5679 nucleotides. RefSeq names its product protein tyrosine phosphatase non-receptor type 9b (gene ptpn9b). Gene Ontology annotation, molecular function: protein tyrosine phosphatase activity. Lineage: Eukaryota; Metazoa; Chordata; Actinopteri; Cypriniformes; Cobitidae. The record is from RefSeq and is a predicted model, not a curated record. Gene Ontology annotation, biological process: protein dephosphorylation.